GGUAAGCCAUGGCUUUGCAUGCAAUGCUUUUGCCACAAAAAUUGGUACUUGGUGCCUUCAUUUUAGCAGCAAUAGCAGCAUCUCAACCUGAUUCGAGCUGCAACGACACAUGUGGAAAUGUUAGUGUUCCAUACCCAUUUGGAACAAGAGAGGGAUGUUACCUUGAUCCCUCUUUUCUCAUCACAUGUGACGACUCGUCCGGGACUCCACAACCAUUUCUGGGCGAAAGAAAUAUACCUGUCCUCAACAUAUCAUUAUUGGAUGGUGAACUGCGAGUCUCAAACUUGGUAGCCUAUGAUUGCUACAACGAGUCCGGGUUCCCUGUCUACUAUUCUUAUACCCAGUUCAGAUUCUCAGAGUUUCCCAUCUCAUAUAGGAGGAACAAGUUCACUGUCGUCGGUUGCGACACUUACGCGUAUAUUAAAGGUUCAGGGUUACACAACUACUCGAUUGGACUUGAUGCAUACUGUGACCACAUUGACAGCGUGGUUGACGGGUCUUGCUCCGGCGUUGCCUGUGCCCAGACUUCUAUCCCAAAAGGAAUAUCGAGUUUGAAUAUUACUGUUUAUAGCUACGAGAACCACUCCGCAGUACGCAGCUUCAAUCCAUGUGGUUUCGCUUUUGUAGUGGAGGCAGAAGCAUACGACUUUUCCUCCUCAGAUCUUCAACAAUUGGCGAACACAAAGUCCCUAGUGCUUGAUUGGAGAGAGUCCUUGCCCAUAGUGCUUGAUUGGACGGUCGGAAAUGAGACAUGCGAAGAUGCUCAGAAAAGUACGACAAGCUAUGCAUGUAAGGCGGAGUAUAGUUAUUGUUACGACUCCACCAAAGGCUUCACCAACGGUCCUGCGUAUCGUUGCAAUUGCUCCACUGGCUUUCAGGGGAACCCAUACCUUCCUGGUGGUUGCACAGAUAUUGAUGAGUGCAAGAAUCCAGAGAGCUGCGAUAAUAAGACUCAAAUAUGCAACAACUUUCUUGGGGGUUUCAAUUGUUCUUGUCGCAAGGGGUACGAAGAAGAUGAAAGCGGAAAAAGUUGCCGUGCAAAAGUGAACCAAUCUAGGGUUAUCAUUAUUGCUUUGGGUGUCAGCAUAGGCCUCUUAGCACUGGUUGUGGGAGGUUCUUUGAUAUCUUGGGUACUUAAAAGAAGAAGGCUUCUCAAGCUCAAAGAAAGAUUCUUCAAACAAAAUGGUGGAUUAAUGUUACAACAGAAACUCUUGAGUCAUAGAGGGUCAGUCGAGACAGAUAAAAUCUUUAGUUCAAAAGAGCUUGAAAAUGCCACUAACAACUACGACAAGAGUAGAGUUCUUGGUCAGGGAGGCUAUGGAACUGUUUACAAAGGAGUGUUGCCAGAUAACAAAGUAGUUGCCAUUAAGAAGUCCAAAAUCAGUGAUCAGAGACAAAUUGAACAAUUCAUAAACGAGGUGGUUGUGCUUACCCAAAUUAACCAUAGGAAUGUGGUUAAGCUAUUAGGUUGUUGCUUAGAAACAGAAGUGCCCUUACUAGUUUAUGAAUUCAUCACAAACGGGACUCUUUCUGACCACAUUCAUAAUAAAAGCCUAUCAUCGUCACUUUCAUGGGAAAAGCGUUUGAAGAUAGCAGCUGAAACUGCAGGAGCACUUGCAUACUUACACUUUUCAGCUUCUAUGGCAAUUAUACAUAGGGAUGUGAAAACUACAAACAUAUUGUUAGACGAUAACUACAUGGCAAAAGUGUCUGAUUUUGGAGCUUCAAAGCUGAUACCUCUUGAUCAAACACAGUUAACCACUUUGGUGCAAGGAACUUUCGGGUACUUAGAUCCCGAAUAUUUAUAUACUAACCAACUAACAGAAAAAAGUGAUGUUUAUAGCUUUGGCGUUGUUUUGGCAGAGCUAUUAACGGGAAAUGAGGCACUCUCUUUCAAUAGGCCCGAAAGUGAUCGAAAUCUGGCAAUAUACUUUGUUUCCGCAAUAAAAGAGGAUCGCCUGCUUGAAAUUCUUGAGGAUCACAUUGUGAAUGAAGGUAAUAUUGAAGAACUAAAGGAAAUUGCUAAUCUUGCAAAAAGAUGCUUAAGGAUACGAGGGGAAGAUAGGCCUUCAAUGAAGGAAGUGGCGAUGGAGUUGGAGGGAUUAACUGUUAUGGGGAAGCAUUCAUGGGGAAAGGCCGAUAUCUACACGGAAGAGACUGAGUACUUGCUCGAUGUCCCUGCACACUCUUUCAACAUUGAUGUUGGCACUUCGACUACUAGGUACGAUAGCAUGCCAAACCAGCUACUAGAACCACUAGAUGAUGGGGGUGAUUCAACGUUGUCGGCUGCACAAAGAAAGACCGAGUUUAACAAAAGAAAAGAGACACAGAAAAGGCAAGCCAUGGCUUUCCGUGGAAUGCUUUUGCACCAAAAAUUGCUACUUAGUGCCUUCAUUUUAGCAGCAACAGCAACAGCUCAGCCCGAUUCGAGCUGCAACAAGACAUGUGGAAAUCUUAGCAUUCCAUACCCAUUUGGAACAACCGAUGGCUGUUACCUUGAUUCAUCUUUUCUCAUCACUUGUAACUACACGUCCGGCGCAGGCACUCCAACACCAUUUCUGCGCAAAGGUAAUAUACGUGUCCUCAACAUAUCACAGGAUGGUGAACUGCGAGUCUUAUCCUUGGUAGCCCGUGACUGCUACAACGAGUCGGGGCUUCGUGUCAACCGCACAAAUUCCCAGUUCACAUUGUCGAAGUUUCCCGUCUCAUAUACGAGGAACAAGUUCACUGCCGUCGGUUGCGACACUUACGCGUAUAUUUCGGGGGAAGUUGAUGAAGGUAAUUCAGAAGUAAAGAACUACACGACUGGAUGUUUAUCACUCUGUGACAAAAUUGACAGCGUGGAUAACGGGUCUUGCUCUGGCAUUGGCUGUUGCCAGACUUCUAUCCCAGAAGGGUUAAGAGAUUUGACUGCUACAGUUCGGAGCUUCAACAACCACUCCGUAGUACUCGGGUUCAAUCCUUGUGGUUUCGGUUUUGUGGUGGAAGAAAAAGCCUACAAUUUUUCUCCCUUAGAUCUUAAAAGUUUACAGGAUAGAGUGACCGUUCCCGUGGUGCUUGAUUGGGCAGUAGUAAAUGACACAUGCCCGGAUGCUCAAAAGAAUUUGACGAGCUAUGCAUGUAAGGCUGCACAUAGUGAAUGUUACAAUUCCACCAACGGUCCAGGGUAUCGUUGCAAUUGCUCCGGUGGCUUUCUGGGGAACCCAUACCUCCCCCAUGGUUGCUUAGAUAUUGAUGAGUGCAGCAACAAUCUAGACAACUGCGAUAAAGAGACUCAAAUAUGCAACAACUUUCCUGGGGGUUUCGAUUGUUCUUGUCGUGAGGGGUACGAAGGCGAUGGAAGCGGAACAAGUUGCCGUGCUAAAGUCAACCAAUCUAAGGUUAUUAGUACUGCUUUGGGUAUCAGCAUAGGCCUCUUAUCACUGGUCGUAGGAGGUUUUUGGAUAUCUUGGGCACUGAAAAGAAGAAAGCUUCUUAAGCUCAAAGAGAAAUUCUUCAAGCAAAAUGGUGGAUUAAUGUUACAACAACAACUCUUAAGUCACAGAGGGUCUGUGGAGACAGAUAAAAUCUUUAGAGCAGAAGAGCUUGAAAAGGCCACCAACAACUACGACAAGAGUAGAAUCCUUGGCCAGGGAGGCUAUGGAACUGUUUACAAAGGAGUGUUGCCGGAUAACAAAGUGGUUGCCAUUAAAAAGUCUAAAAUCAGUGAUCAGAGUCAGAUUGAGCAAUUCAUAAAUGAGGUGAUUGUGCUUACCCAAAUUAAUCAUAGGAAUGUGGUUAAGUUAUUAGGUUGUUGUUUAGAAACAGAAGUGCCCUUACUAGUUUAUGAAUUCAUUACAAACGGGACUCUUUCUAACCACAUUCAUAAUAAAAGCCUAUCAUCCUCUCUCUCAUGGGAAAAGCGUCUGAAGAUAGCGGCAGAAACUGCUGGAGCACUUGCAUACUUGCACUCUUCGGCUUCUAUGCCAAUUAUACAUAGAGACGUGAAAACUACAAAUAUACUUUUAGAUGAUAACUACAUGGCAAAAGUGUCUGAUUUUGAAGCCUCAAGGUUGGUACCUCUUGAUCAAACACAGUUAACUACUUUGGUGCAAGGAACUUUUGGAUACUUGGAUCCCGAAUGCUUCCAUACUAGCCAACUAACAGAAAAAAGUGAUGUCUAUAGCUUUGGUGUUGUUGUGGCAGAGCAAUUAACGGGAAAGGAGGCACUAUCUUUCAAUAGGCCCGAAAGUGAUAGAAAUCUAGCAAUGUACUUUGUUUCUGCAAUAAAAGAGGAUCGCCUGCUUCAAAUUCUUGAGGAUCACAUUGUGAAUGAGAGUAGUAUUGAAGAGCUAAAGGAAGUUGCUAGUCUUGCAAAAAGGUGCUUAAGGGUAAGAGAGGAAGAUAGACCUUCUAUGAAGGAAGUGGCAAUGGAGUUGGAGGGAUUGACAAUUAUGGGGAAGCAUCCAUGGGGAAAGGCUCAUCUCUAUACAGAAGAGACUGAAUACUUGCUCAAUACCCCUACACACUCUUUCAACAUUGAUGUUGGCGCUAGUUGUUCUACUACUGAUUACGAUAGCAUGAGGAACAAUGUACUAAAACCAGUACUAGAUGAUCAUGGCAGAUAAUUUAUAAGUCUAUGGUGAUGCAUAAU
Messenger RNA from Corylus avellana, 4633 nucleotides. NCBI's taxonomy places the organism in Eukaryota, Viridiplantae, Streptophyta, Magnoliopsida, Fagales, Betulaceae. The record is from RefSeq and is a predicted model, not a curated record.